Messenger RNA from Penicillium atrosanguineum, 378 nucleotides. RefSeq lists its product as uncharacterized. Bases 1 to 378 code for a protein of 125 amino acids. NCBI's taxonomy places the organism in Eukaryota, Fungi, Ascomycota, Eurotiomycetes, Eurotiales, Aspergillaceae. The record is from RefSeq and is a predicted model, not a curated record. The transcript has a single exon.
AUGGAAGAAUAUGAGCACUUGUUCUCCUCGAUCCUGGAAUCAGUGACCCAAGCCAUGCCUAAAGUCCCUGCAACCUUAGUUGGCACCAGUCUGGAUGGCUUCAAAUUGGAUGGAAACAAUACAUUGCAACUGGAGUUUCUUCUUUAUGUCAGCUCAAAUCUUCUGGGGAAGAUUGAGACCAUUUUAAUCGGAUCCUCAGAGGGGAUGACAGGAGCUUCGAAAAACGCAGGUCUUUUGAGCGGCAAAAUGGCAGGGUACUUAGAGUCGCUGUAUGAUCACAGCGAUUACGGCAGAGAGGAAGAAACUGGGAAAAUGGAGGUGAGAGCCAGGGUCCUCAUACGCCAGAUUCAAACAGCAUUGAAGACCUUGGAAUCAUGA